AUUUUAGUUAUUUGCGCAGCCGUGGUUGUGGAAGACGAGCAAAAGCGGGAAAGGAAGCAAGUUUUGAGGGAGCUCAGGGACGACAGCGACCCGUUUUCGAUGCAGGAGAUAGUUUUUAUCCAAAAUUUUCACUUCCUAAAUCAGUUUGUCGCGAACUAAUGCAACAAUGGAGCCACGCGACCCUCAGAAAUCCGCCAUCCCUUUUUAAUAAGAUUUUUGGGGAGCCUGUAUUUCUACGCGCAUGGUUCAUACCAGAAAUGUGCAGGAAACAACUUCCAAAUUGCGAUGAGCCAGUUGCCAUUCAUCACAUCUCAAAGCUAAUAAUGGAUGUUAAGGGCGGCGAAAUAAGGGUCCCCAAAACUUCAAAUGAGGUCUUGGAAGUUAAAAAGGGCUUUUAUACGGCAUUUAAGAUUAAGGGAACGAUAGGUGCUGUUGACUGCACGCACAUAGGCAUAGUCGCUCCAUCAUCAACAGACCCAAGUAACCCUCUAUGCAUGUAUAUGAACCGGAAAGGUUUCUACAGCAUUAACGUAGAGGCUGUAUGUGAUCAUCGUUUGGUGUUCACGGCUAUAAAUGCAAGAUUUCCAGGAUCCUACCACGACUCCG
This is a messenger RNA of Rhagoletis zephyria (snowberry fruit fly), 606 nucleotides long. RefSeq names its product putative nuclease HARBI1. The record is from RefSeq and is a predicted model, not a curated record. Lineage: Eukaryota; Metazoa; Arthropoda; Insecta; Diptera; Tephritidae.